AUGGCUUCGAGACAACCUGUUCAUUCAGUCUUGUUUGAUAACAACCAAGGCCAAAACCAAUACUAUGGCCAGCCUUCUGCCACUGCACCUGCUGGCGCUGCUGGUGGUGGUGGUGGAGGAGGAGAUGGCUUACAAUUUUACUCAUCAAAUUAUGGAGACCAGUACAGUACCAAUGCCAACAAUUACUACAGUAGUCCACCCACAGGCGAUAUGCAUACUCCCAACUACAAUUAUACCACUGGAUCCUCUGGGUCUUUCUGGAGCGCGUUUGGAACAGGUGGGUUUGCUGAUGAACCACCCUUAUUAGAAGAACUUGGACUCAACUUUGGCCACAUCAAGACAAAGAGUCUUGCCGUGUUAAAUCCAUUUCGCACUGUGCCUCAUACAAUCAUGGACGACACUGAUCUAGCAGGUCCACUUUUGUUCAUCUUUCUGUUUGGUACAUUCUUAUUACUGUCACGAAAAGCACAUUUUGGAUAUAUUUAUGGCGUUGGUGUCAUGGGCGUUGUUAGCAUCUACCUCAUCCUGAAUCUAAUGAGUGAAAACGGCAUUGAUUGGUCGAGAACAGCAAGUGUGUUGGGAUACUGUUUGUUGCCUAUGGUGAUGUUGAGUGGAUUUAGCGUUGUAUUGAAGCUGGAUAACAUUAUUGGAACUGCUCUUACGGUGAUCAGCAUCCUGUGGUGCACCUAUUCGAGCUCUGGUAUGUUCUCCAGUGUGCUUCAUUUGAACGAGCAGAGAUUUUUAGUCGCAUAUCCAGUCGGUUUAUUUUACGCCUGUUUUGCUUUAAUGACCUUUUUUUAA
Mucor velutinosus is the source of this 801-nucleotide messenger RNA. RefSeq lists its product as uncharacterized. The record is from RefSeq and is a predicted model, not a curated record. The transcript is spliced from 2 exons. Gene Ontology annotation, biological process: endoplasmic reticulum to Golgi vesicle-mediated transport; vesicle fusion with Golgi apparatus. Gene Ontology annotation, cellular component: trans-Golgi network; membrane. NCBI's taxonomy places the organism in Eukaryota, Fungi, Mucoromycota, Mucoromycetes, Mucorales, Mucoraceae. Bases 1 to 801 code for a protein of 266 amino acids.